Salvelinus sp. IW2-2015 is the source of this 1971-nucleotide messenger RNA. Lineage: Eukaryota; Metazoa; Chordata; Actinopteri; Salmoniformes; Salmonidae. The record is from RefSeq and is a predicted model, not a curated record.
CACACACACACGACAGACACCUCAGCUGCAAUCACAGUGAUGGAAACAGAAGCAUUGCGGGACUAGCUGCGGUUGCUGCGGCGAAGCUCUUUGGAAAGAAACAAACUUCGGGAGAGAAACUGAACUUCCUCCCGCGUGAAUCACGUGAGUCACCCAGAGGGUUGUUACCGGUUCACUGUCUGUCUGUUGGUUGUACAGGGAAAACUCUGCAUUGCCGCAGGUGACGCUCACCUAAAGCUCUCUCAUCGACUGAAUUCAGAGAGAGAGAGAGUCUAGAAGAUACAAGGUGUUCAGACAGAGGCAACUGAACAACUGUGGGCAUUUAAUGCGCAGUAAACCGGAUGCUAUCUCUCUCACGUCCACUGGAGAUUUGCUGGCAUUCGCGAUGAUAUGAGCGUGACUACCGGACGCUGAGCAGCGGAAUCCCUCAUUGCUUCCUUUCUUCUCUCUCUCGCUCUCUCUUUUUUCUUUCAAUCUCUCCCUCUCUCUCUUUCUUUGCGGGUUCACUACACAGGCUACCCGCCAGUUAGCCGUUUCAGCACCUGGAACCAAUACAUGGGCGGCUCAGAUUCAGCACCUUGGACCAGCGCAGGACUUCUGCUACGUUUGUUCGGGAUACUGGCCCGGUUGACCGUGACGGCUGAGCAGGAAGGAGAGAAUCUCUCCGGUCUGUCCACCAACCCAGACAAAGACAUCUUCGUGGUUCGGGAGAACGGGACCACCUGCCUCAUGGUCGAGUUCGCUGUCCGCUUCACGGUCCCCUUCGACGUCCUCGCGAUCAACGGGAUAGACCUCAUCACGGAGAAUGCGUAUCUGGCUCUGCCUCGCGGGGCAGAUAUUGAAGGGAAAUGCGGGAGCCAGGACGCCGAUAUACACAUCUCGUGGAAGGAUAAGGCCUACACACUCCGCAUCAACUUCGUCAAGGAAACCCGUGACAAGGGAGAUGAGGUGUGGAAGAUUAGCAAAUUGCAGUUUGUUUAUGACACCUCGGAGAAAACGCAUUUCAUCAACCCAUACAACCCUGGGAAGCACACAGCCAGCUCCCACGGUCUGUCAGCGUUAGUGACCCCUGCUGGCCGCUCGUAUGUCUGCGAGGCUAAGCAGACACUCACCCUCAUCUCCAGUGACCACCAAAAGGGAGUGACUGUCGCCAUGAGUGACAUUCAGAUCCAGCCCUUCGACAUCACCUCAGACUUCAUGUUUAGUGAAGAUACUCUGAUCCUGGGCUUCAUCCUGGGCCUCAUCAUUGUUAUCACGCUGUCCGUCUACCACUUCCACCUCAAACUGACCGCUGUCACCCAGCCACAGCUGCCCCGCGACCGGUCCAUGUACAAGAACAUGUAAGGAACUGGACAUUGAAAAAACACUACAUGACAACUCUCCAUGGUCAAGGAUAAUACAGUAGAACAACAUUCCAAGACUCCCCAUGUUCAAAGCAUCUAAGGAAUCAAACAUUAGAUCAACAUCGACACAUGACUCUCCAUGUACAAGGGUAAUAGGACAUUGAACAAGCACAACAUGAUGUUCAAGACAUGUAAGGAAUCAGACACUCAGAUCACUACGACUCUCCAUGUUCAAGGAUAUAGGACAUUAAAAACAAGACGACAUGACUAGUCUCCAUUCAAGGAUAUAAAAAAAAUGGUACUAGACUACGAUUAUAACCACAACGCUCCUGCCUCUCCAAAGUCAAACCAAUGUGACUUCCCUGCUCUGAACUCCGCAUAUAUUGGAGAGUAGGCCAUAACUUUACGGAGGCCUAACUUGUGAUAUGGCUAACUUGAGAUACGUGUGCGUAAUUUGGGAGCGUUCUCGUAAAAUCCUGCAUUGAAGUCAUUUGGAGACUUGCGCAACAUUCGAUUUACGCACACGUUCCCCCCCCCCCCCCCCAGUUAGCAUUCCACCCCUGUGUGUUCUGUUGUUUAUAUGUCCAGAAAUCGCCGUUUUGUCGAGAAGCCUGCGCUUUUUGUCGUC